UGACCACCUCCCGCGCCGAGCUCCAUCCCCCACGCUCCGCCGCAGCGCCCUCGCCGCCUCCGGUGGCCGCUGACGUGUCACCCCGCUCCCUCCUUCCCCACCCCCACCUCCUCCCUUUCCCGCCACUUCUCCGCGCCAUUUGCCCAUUUCCCUCGCCCACCCGCCUCCUUCCUAGCUCCUACUAAUCCCCUCCCGCCAUCAAUCCCUCCCCCGCAAAAGGACAAAACCCUAAACCCGCGGACGCGGAGAGGAGAGGAGAGCAGCACCCAUUCCUUCGCUCCCCACCGCAAUGGCGUCGCGCCGAGCCAGCAAUGGCCGCUCGCCGCUCGUGCGGAAGCAGAGCCAGAUCACCGCCUUCUUCUCCUCCUCCCCUACCCGCUCCCCGUCCCCCUCGGGCCCGAGCCCCGGCGCGUCCAAGCCCUCUCCGUCGCCGCUGAACCCCAGUGCGAGGACGAGGUCCCCGCUUGCCGCGGUAUCCCCUCCCCCUCCCAAGCUGCCGCCGCCGCAGAAACAGAAGAAGGGAAAGAAGGAUAAGGAGGAUCGUGAUGCUGUCGCCGCGGUGCCUGCGCCCUUGGCGGCGGAGGUGGUGGGGAGGCGGCUGCGGGUGUACUGGCCGCUGGACGACGCGUGGUACAAGGGGAGGGUGGCGGCCUACGACGCGGCUUCCCGCAGGCACCGCGUGAAGUACGACGACGGCGACGAGGAGGAGGUCGAUCUCGGGAAGGAGAAGUUCGAGUGGGAAGCCGCCGUUGAGGACUCGACCCCGCCGCCAGCGAGGAAGCUGCGGCGUCUCCGGCGGAUGUCUGAUACCUCGGUGGCAAAGUCACCGGCUGUGGCAGAGGAUAGCGCUGGGGAUUCCACUGAGGACGAGGACUGGAAGAGGGAUACUGUCGUGGAGGAUGAUUCUGAGGAGGUGGAGCUGGAUGAGGAAGAUGAGGAGGAAGUUGUCGCAGUGCGAUCACGAAAGGGAAAGCCAAAGAAUUCCUUGCUGGUGUCAGGUUCAACGCCAUCGACAUUGAGCUCUGGUUUGACAUCAGAGUCGGGGUCAAAAGUUUCGAAGAAGAGGAAAAACGUGGAUGUGGCCUCAUUGGAUUUUGCUAAAAGGUUCACCUUCGAAGCAGUUAAUACCACAAGAAAAGUUGACCCAGAAGUGCCAAUGAGCUGUGGCAAGAAAGGGCAAACUACGGGAAAUGACUACACUGCUCUUACUGGGGAUGCAGCUGAGCGCUUUGGGCAGCGGGAUGCUGAGAAGUUCAAAUUCCUUGGAGAGGGGCGCAAAGACGCAAAAGGCAGACGUCCUGGAAGCCCGGGCUUUGAUCCAAAAACUCUUUUAUUGCCACCCCAGUUCUUGAAGAGUUUGACAGGAGCGCAGAGACAAUGGUGGGAAUUUAAAUCACAUCACAUGGAUAAGGUUCUGUUCUUCAAGAUGGGCAAAUUCUACGAACUAUUCGAGAUGGAUGCACAUGUUGGGGCAAAGGACCUUGAUCUUCAGUACAUGAAGGGUGAACAGCCUCACUGUGGAUUCCCAGAGAAGAAUUUAUCAGUGAAUUUGGAGAAAUUAGCUGAGAAGGGUUAUCGAGUUCUGGUUGUGGAGCAGACUGAAACACCUGAGCAGCUUGAACUUAGGCGUAAGGAGAUGGGUAUAAAGGACAAGGUUGUCAGGCGUGAAAUAUGUGCAGUGGUCACAAAAGGAACACUGAUAGAAGGAGAGCACCUACUGGCAAACCCAGAUCCUUCAUACCUCCUGUCUGUGACUGAAAGUCACCAACAAAGUUCAAAGAAGAGCCAAGAAACUUGUACCAUUGGUGUUUGCAUAGUUGAUGUUUCUACAAGCAAAUUUAUUGUAGGACAGUUCCAAGACGAUCCAGAGCGCCAUGGAUUGUGUUCAAUUUUGUCUGAAAUGAGGCCUGUGGAAAUUAUAAAGCCUGGUAAAAUGCUGAGUCCAGAAACUGAGAAGGCAUUAAAGAACAACACAAGGAAGCCUUUAAUAAAUGAGCUACUUCCGUCCACAGAAUUCUGGGACGCAGCAAAGACUAUUGAUGAGAUAAAGCAGUACUACAGCUCAGCCGAUAAACAGAACGAUGCUGAUGACAUUCAAGACUGUGUGAACUGUCUGCCUAACUUAUUAUGUGAGUUAAUUGGAGCAGGUGAUAAAACAUAUGCACUUUCUGCUCUAGGAGGUUCCUUAUUUUAUUUAAGGCAAACCCUUCUGGAUGACAAAAUACUUCCAUUUGCUGAGUUUGAGCCACUUGCAUGCUCGGGGCUCAUCAACAAUAUCCGAAAGAAUAUGAUACUUGAUGCAGCAGCGCUGGAGAAUCUAGAACUUUUAGAAAAUAUGAGAACUGGUGGCCUCUCAGGGACCCUGUAUGCACAAUUGAAUCAUUGUGUUACUGGAUUUGGAAAGAGGUUACUCAAACGGUGGAUCGCGAAGCCAUUGUAUGAUCGCAGCGCAAUACUACGGCGUCAAAGUGCUGUUGCUACUUUCAAGGGAGUUGGCCAAGAUUAUGCUGCCCAGUUCCGUAAGGAUUUGUCUAGGCUCCCUGACAUGGAACGCCUGCUUGCACGCCUUUUCUCAAGCUGUGAUGAAAACAAGAGAAGUUCAUCAGUUGUUGUUUAUGAAGAUGCAUCAAAGAGACUGCUUCAACAGUUUACUGCUGCACUUCGGGGGUGCCAGCAGAUGUUCCAUGCAUGUUCUUCUAUUAGUACAUUGAUAUGCACAGAGGGAUCUCAACUUAAUGAUUUGCUCUCACCAGGCAAAGGCCUACCAGAUAUCUCAUCUAUUUUAGACCGAUUCAGAGAUGCAUUUGAUUGGUCAGAAGCAGACCGGAAUGGUCGGAUCAUUCCUUGUGAAGGUUGUGAUCCUGAAUAUGAUGCCACUUGCUAUGCAAUAGAAGAGAUCAAAUCCAGUCUAAAAGAGUACCUGAAGGAGCAACGAAAGCUUUUGAGACCUGCAUCGGUUAAUUAUGUUGAUGUUGGAAAAGAUAUGUACCUAAUUGAAGUGCCUGAGAGUCUGGGAGGUUCAGUUCCCAGAAACUAUGAGUUGCAGUCUACAAAAAAGGGUUUCUUUCGGUACUGGACGCCAGAACUGAAAGAACUAAUAUUAGAACUUUCAAAGGCUGAGUCAGAGAAAGAAUCAAAAUUGAAAGGCAUUCUUCAGAAUCUGAUUCAGCUAUUUGUUGAGCAUCACACUGAGUGGAGGCAGUUGGUUUCUGUUGUUGCUGAGCUUGAUGUAUUGAUAAGUCUUGCUAUUGCAAGUGGUUAUUUUGAGGGACCAAGUUGCUGUCCAACUAUCAAAGAAUCAAAUGGCCAAGAAGAUACUCCUACUUUCCAUGCUAGAAAUCUUGGACAUCCCAUUCUACGAAGUGAUUCCUUAGGCAAGGGUUCAUUUGUACCAAAUGAUGUUAAGAUAGGUGGGUCAGGGAAUCCCAGCUUUAUUGUUCUUACUGGUCCAAAUAUGGGUGGUAAAUCAACUCUCCUGCGCCAAGUUUGUCUUACCAUUAUAUUGGCUCAGAUUGGAGCAGAUGUUCCUGCAGAAAAUCUUGAGCUUUCUCUUGUUGACCGUAUCUUUGUUCGAAUGGGAGCAAGGGAUCAUAUUAUGGCUGGCCAAAGUACAUUCUUGGUGGAGCUCGAGGAGACUGCCUCGGUGCUUUCAUCAGCUACCAAGAAUUCUCUUGUGGUAUUAGAUGAGCUUGGACGGGGUACAUCGACUUCUGAUGGACAAGCUAUUGCGGCCUCAGUUCUGGAAUAUCUAGUUCAUCAGGUGCAGUGUCUAGGCUUGUUUUCUACACACUACCAUAGGUUAGCUAUGGAACGCAAGGAUACCAAGGUAUCACUGUGCCAUAUGGCAUGCCAGGUGGUUGAGGGAGAAGGAGGUCUGGAAGAAGUAACUUUCCUUUAUAGAUUAACACCUGGUGCAUGCCCUAAAAGCUAUGGUGUAAAUGUUGCUCGAUUGGCAGGAAUACCUACUUCAGUGCUUCAAAGAGCAAAUGAAAAGUCAAGUGACUUUGAGGCCAAUUACGGGAAGCGACACAAAAUGACCAAAGAUAAGCAUGUAAGUGCACAGAGCGAUGACGUGUUUUCUGCCAUCAGGGAUUUGUUCUGCAUUGUGAAGGCAUGGCCUUGUCGUCCUGAAGACCAGGCAACGAGUAUAAGCAUGCUCCGUGAAGUGCAGAAGCGUGCCAAGGUAAAGGCUGUGGAAAGUUAGGCAAUCGUUACAUAGCAUGUUCCCUUGGUAGAGAUCGCCUAUUUUGCUACCUUGGUGGCAUUUCUUUUUGUUGGAUUGGCGUCAUAUUGAGGGGAGAAAAUUCUGUGGACACGGGUUCCAACCGAGGACUGCGUUCGCAUAGGUUCAGUGUGGGAGCGAGUUAGGCUCAAUCCCAUCAGAUGUGUCAGGAUUCAUUGAUGAGCCGUGGAUUGAGAAUUCAGCGUCUACAGCUUACUAUCCCUUCCAGCAAUUUUGUGCGCUCUCUGAUUCUCCUACCAGAAGCCCUAGGACACUGGUCUGUCCUGGUUUGUUCGAGCUCGGUAGGGUGUUGGAUCAGUGCUAACCGGCUGAGUGAUUAGAGGAUAGAUGUGGCUCAGUUUAAUCUGAGACGUGGAAAAACAUCCCUGAUUGUAACCUACAUGAAAGGUUUAUAUGGUUUCUAGAAGAUGUAAAUCAGACUACUCUUUGCAAAGUUGCAAGCCAACUUAGGAUUAGCUCCUCUAAUGCCUUUUUUGCAUUCUGAAAA
This is a messenger RNA of Sorghum bicolor (sorghum), 4730 nucleotides long. RefSeq names its product DNA mismatch repair protein MSH6. The coding region runs from base 290 to 4204 and encodes 1304 amino acids. The transcript has 21 exons. Gene Ontology annotation, biological process: mismatch repair. Lineage: Eukaryota; Viridiplantae; Streptophyta; Magnoliopsida; Poales; Poaceae. The record is from RefSeq and is a predicted model, not a curated record. Gene Ontology annotation, molecular function: ATP-dependent DNA damage sensor activity; mismatched DNA binding; ATP binding. Gene Ontology annotation, cellular component: nucleus.